GUAAAAAGCUAGAAGAAAAAAAUUCCAUAAAAAGUGGUGGAGAGCGAGGAGGCAUAAAAGGGCGUACAGGAGCGAGAAAGAGCUUCUCUAUUCUCAGCACCCAAUCGCAAAGGCGUCUCCUUUUUCCUCAUUUCUCUCUCCCUCUCUUUCCCAACCAGUUCUCUCCUCAGUUCUCCAUUGUGCUCGCUUGAUGUUUGCUGAAACUACACAAAGAUAUUGAUGUCGCCACCGCUUGAACUGGACUACAUAAGACUUGCAGAUGUCUCCUCCAGCAAUAAGCUCGCCGCUGUUGCACCAGAGAAUCUUCGUGAGACUGAGCUCCGGCUAGGUCUUCCUGGCUCCGAGUCGCCAGAUCGCAAGGGGAAGGUGGGGCUUGCACUCGGCCUGCAGCUGCCAAAGUGCUUUGCUUCCGGUGCUAAGAGAGGGUUUUCUGACUCUAUUGAUGGAAAUGGAAAGUGGGGUUUGUCUGGUAGCAGCGGAUCUGAGGUGGAAAUGGAGAAAGGUGGCAACUUGUUCUCGCCUAGAGCUGGAGGAGGAGUAGUAGGGCAGUUUGCCGGCGCCGGGAAGGCUGCGCCGGCGACGGAGAAGAAGACUCAGGGGCCGCCUGCUGCCAAGGAUGAUUAUGCUGACAGGGCUCAAGUUGUGGGAUGGCCACCAAUCCGAAGCUACCGCAAGAACACGAUGGCUACAAACCCAUCGAAGAACAAAGAAGAUGGUGAUGGGAAGCAAGGGCUUGGGUGCCUCUAUGUCAAGGUUAGCAUGGAUGGAGCCCCAUACUUGAGGAAGGUUGAUUUGAAGACUUACUACAGCUACAAGGAGCUCUCAUCAGCUUUGGAGAAGAUGUUUAGUGGAUUCACCAUGGGGCAGUGUGGUUCUCAUGGAAUUCCCGGUAGGGAUGGACUUAGCGAAAGCGGUCUGAUGGAUGUUCUUACUGAUUCUGAGUAUGUGCUCACCUAUGAAGACAAGGAUGGUGACUGGAUGCUUGUUGGUGAUGUUCCGUGGGAAAUGUUUAUUGACUCAUGCAAAAGGCUGCGGAUUAUGAAGGGCUCAGAUGCGAUUGGACUUGCUCCAAGAGUGAUGGAGAAGAACAAAAAUCGAAACUGAAAUCAUCAACUGCUGAGAUAAUAAUCCAAAGUGUUUAUAUGAAAUGUGUCUAAAUUCUGCACUGUUUUACAGACUAUAUGUUGUGGUUUUUUGCUAUUUUACAUUUUAACGCUGUCUGAAAGUAUUCUAUCAGAUCAGAAUUGUGUCCUUCAUUGUCUCUUUGUAUGCUUUACCAUUACUGUUCCUGUUUGUGUAAAUGAUUGUUGGUUUGCCUUAUUUCUUCUGUUUUCAUUUUCUACCCCCUUUUUUUACAUUUUACUUGUUAUAUGAAAGUUUUAUUCA
This is a messenger RNA of Phalaenopsis equestris, 1386 nucleotides long. Its product is annotated as auxin-responsive protein IAA17-like. Bases 220 to 1104 code for a protein of 294 amino acids. The transcript is spliced from 5 exons. The record is from RefSeq and is a predicted model, not a curated record. Gene Ontology annotation, molecular function: protein binding. Lineage: Eukaryota; Viridiplantae; Streptophyta; Magnoliopsida; Asparagales; Orchidaceae. Gene Ontology annotation, biological process: regulation of DNA-templated transcription. Gene Ontology annotation, cellular component: nucleus.